This is a messenger RNA of Pipistrellus kuhlii (Kuhl's pipistrelle), 5387 nucleotides long. RefSeq names its product Cbl proto-oncogene B (gene CBLB). Gene Ontology annotation, biological process: negative regulation of epidermal growth factor-activated receptor activity; cell surface receptor signaling pathway. NCBI's taxonomy places the organism in Eukaryota, Metazoa, Chordata, Mammalia, Chiroptera, Vespertilionidae. The transcript has 19 exons. Gene Ontology annotation, cellular component: plasma membrane; membrane raft. The coding region runs from base 166 to 3117 and encodes 983 amino acids. Gene Ontology annotation, molecular function: ubiquitin protein ligase activity; phosphotyrosine residue binding; receptor tyrosine kinase binding. The record is from RefSeq and is a predicted model, not a curated record.
GCCGGGCGGGAAGGGGGCGCCGCGGAGGCUCGGCGUUUGUUUCUUUCUGUCCCGGGGGCCCCGGGGGCGGCCCGGCGCGGGCCACCGAGGACGAGGGGACGGCCCCGGCCCCAGCUGUCGCCGCCGCCGCCGCAGGCACGGCCCGGAGCGGAACUGAGAUUCUAGAUGGCAAAUUCUAUGAAUGGCAGAAACCCCGGUGGUCGUGGAGGAAACCCCCGGAAAGGACGGAUUUUGGGCAUCAUUGAUGCCAUUCAAGAUGCAGUUGGACCCCCUAAGCAAGCAGCAGCAGAUCGCAGAACUGUGGAGAAAACUUGGAAACUCAUGGACAAAGUGGUCAGACUGUGCCAAAAUCCCAAACUUCAGUUGAAAAAUAGCCCACCAUAUAUACUUGAUAUUUUACCUGAUACAUAUCAGCAUUUACGACUUAUAUUGAAUAAAUAUGAUGACAACCAGAAACUUGCCCAACUCAGUGAGAAUGAAUAUUUUAAAAUCUACAUUGAUAGUCUAAUGAAAAAGUCGAAGCGGGCCAUAAGACUCUUUAAAGAAGGCAAGGAGAGGAUGUACGAGGAGCAGUCACAGGACAGGCGAAAUCUCACAAAACUGUCCCUUAUCUUCAGUCAUAUGCUGGCAGAAAUCAAAGCAAUCUUUCCCAAUGGGCAAUUUCAGGGAGAUAAUUUUCGUAUCACGAAAGCAGAUGCUGCCGAGUUCUGGAGAAAGUUUUUUGGAGACAAAACUAUCGUGCCAUGGAAAGUAUUCAGACAGUGCCUUCAUGAGGUCCAUCAAAUUAGCUCUGGCCUGGAAGCUAUGGCUCUAAAAUCAACAAUUGAUUUAACAUGUAAUGAUUAUAUUUCAGUUUUUGAAUUUGAUAUUUUUACCAGGCUAUUUCAGCCUUGGGGUUCUAUUUUGCGGAAUUGGAAUUUCUUAGCUGUAACGCAUCCGGGUUACAUGGCAUUUCUCACAUAUGAUGAAGUUAAGGCAAGACUACAGAAAUACAGCACCAAACCUGGAAGUUAUAUUUUCCGGUUAAGCUGCACUAGAUUGGGACAGUGGGCCAUCGGCUAUGUGACAGGAGAUGGCAAUAUCUUACAGACCAUACCUCAUAACAAGCCCUUAUUUCAAGCCCUGAUUGAUGGCAGCAGGGAAGGAUUCUACCUUUAUCCUGAUGGGAGGAGUUAUAAUCCUGAUUUAACUGGAUUAUGUGAACCUACACCACAUGAUCAUAUAAAAGUUACACAGGAACAAUAUGAAUUAUAUUGUGAAAUGGGCUCCACUUUCCAGCUCUGCAAAAUUUGUGCUGAGAAUGACAAAGAUGUCAAGAUUGAGCCCUGUGGGCAUUUGAUGUGCACCUCUUGCCUUACAGCAUGGCAGGAGUCUGAUGGCCAGGGCUGCCCCUUCUGUCGCUGUGAAAUAAAAGGAACGGAGCCCAUAAUUGUGGACCCCUUUGAUCCAAGAGAUGAAGGCUCCAGGUGCUGUGGCAUUAUGGACCCCUUUGGAAUGCCGAUGCUGGACUUGGAUGAUGACGAUGACCGAGAGGAGUCCUUGAUGAUGAAUCGGUUGGCAAAUGUUCGAAAGUGUGCUGAUAGGCAGAAUUCACCGGUCACUUCACCAGGGUCAUCUCCCCUUGCACAGAGAAGAAAGCCCCAACAGGACCCUUUGCAGAUUCCACAUCUCAGCCUGCCUCCCGUGCCUCCCCGCCUGGAUCUGAUUCAGAAAGGCAUCGUUCGUUCUCCAUGUAGCAGUCCAACUGGUUCGCCAAAGUCUUCUCCUUGCAUGGUGAGAAAACAAGAUAAACCACUUCCAGCACCACCUCCUCCCUUAAGAGAUCCUCCCCCCCCUCCACCUGAGAGACCUCCCCCUAUCCCACCUGAAAAUAGACUAAGUCGCCAUUUGCAUCCUGUGGAGAGUGUGCCUUCCAGAGACCAGCCAAUGCCUCUUGAAGCCUGGUGCCCUCGAGAUAUAUUUGGGACUAAUCAGUCAGCAGGCUGUCGACUGGUAGGGGAUGGCUCUCCAAAGCCUGGAAUCACAGCAAGCUCAAAUGUAAAUGGAAGGCACAAUAGAAUGGGCUCUGACCCAGUACUAAUGAGGAAACACAGACGCCAUGAUUUGCCUUUAGAAGGAGCCAAGGUAUUUUCCAAUGGUCACCUAGGAAGUGAAGAGUAUGAUGUUCCUCCUCGGCUUUCUCCUCCUCCUCCAGCCACCGCCCUCCUCCCUAGCAUCAAGUGUACUGGUCCUUUAGCAAAUUGUCUUUCAGAAAAGACAAGAGACCCAGUAGAGGAAGAUGAUGAUGAAUAUAAGAUUCCUUCAUCUCAUCCUGUUUCCCUGAAUCCACAGCCAUCUCAUUGUCAUAAUGUAAAACCUCCUCUUAGGUCUUAUGAUAAUGGUCAUUGUAUAUUGAAUGGAACACAUGGUACAUCUUCAGAGAUGAAGAAAUCAAACAUCCCUGAGUUAGGCAUAUAUGUAAAGGGAGAUGUUUUUGAGUCAGCCUCUGAUCCAGUGCCAUUACCACCUGCCAGGCCUCCAACUCGGGACAAUCCAAAGCAUGGUUCUUCACUCAACAGGACGCCCUCUGAUUAUGAUCUUCUCAUCCCUCCAUUAGGUGAAGGUGCUUUUGAUGCUCUCCCCCCUUCCCUCCCACCUCCUCCACCUCCUGCAAGGCAUAGUCUCAUCGAACAUUCAAAACCUCCUGGCUCCAGUAGCCGGCCAUCCUCAGGACAAGACCUUUUCCUUCUUCCUUCAGAUCCCUUUUUUGAUCCAGCAAGUGGCCAAGUUCCUUUGCCUCCUGCUAGGAGAUUGCCAGGUGAAAAUGUCAAAUCCAACAGAACAUCCCAGGAUUACGAUCAGCUUCCGUCCUCUUCAGAUGGUUCACAAGCACCAGCCAGACCUCCUAAGCCACGACCCCGAAGGACUGCACCAGAAGUCCACCACAGAAAACCCCACGGGCCCGAGGCAGCGUUGGAAAAUGUCGAUGCAAAAAUUGCAAAACUGAUGGGAGAGGGUUAUGCCUUUGAAGAGGUGAAGAGAGCCUUAGAGAUAGCGCAGAAUAAUGUCGAAGUGGCCCGUAGCAUCCUCCGGGAAUUUGCCUUCCCCCCUCCAGUCUCCCCACGUCUGAAUCUAUAGCAGCCAGGACUGUCACCAUCCUCAUGUCAAGUAAUUGGUGCAUAUUCCAGGAGCAUGGAAAGGAGAGACGCGCAGCAGGAUUGGAGAAAGAAGGUGUCUCCUCUUCACGUGGCUUCUCGAAGGGCCUGGAAAGGCUGCUUCCCUGAAGACAGCUGCUUGCUCAGGAUGGCCACAGCUGCGGCUUCUUUAUUUUUGCUAGCCAUACUUUUAAAUCAGGGUUGAACUGACAAAAAAAAUAAUUUAAAGACGUUUACUUCCCUUGAACUUUGAAUCUGUGAAAUGCUUUUCCUUGUUUACAAGUUGUCGAAUUGCAGUUUGUUUUUAGUUUUGUUUUUUUGAUACUUGUACUGUGUUCUUGACGGACCCUUUGUUGAGUGGUCAGGUCUGCUGUAACAUUUCCCACCAACUCCCUUGCUGUCCACACCAAACACCUAAGUCACAUCUUAACUUUGGUUUUUCCCCUCACACUUCAUCCCCACCAAUUGCAUCUCUCCCAUUUGCAAGAUGCUUUAAAGGUUCUGAUUUUCAACAUAUCAAACUAAUGCAAAAAAAAAAAAAAAAAAGUGUGUGGCCUUCACUACUGAGUCUUCUUUUGGAAACCAUUGUUGUUGAGAGAUGGGGAAAACCUGAAUGUAUAGAGCAUUUUUUUUUUUUUUUUUUUGUCAGUGAACUGCCUUUUAUAAAGUGUUUUUCAUAUAACGUAGAGGAGCUUCCCUUUUUAGUCUAAGUUUUGGGAUCUUAAAUCUUCUUUAUUCUCAUCUUUGUCAUCCCAAGGGUGUCCCAACUGAAAACCUAAACUAUUGGAAAGCAACUAUCUGCAGAAGUGGGCAAGUACUCUCACAUAUGACAGUGUGUAUAGAACUUGUAUAAUGAGGUUCCCUGAUUGUAUGCCUGAAUCACUGUGAGGCAUGCUGUCUCCCCGAAAUACACUGAUGACUUUCAGGUAAAAUUAUGCUCAGACCUCUCCCAAACUUCCUAUUUGAGUGAUCACACUCUGGUACCUAACAGGUUUAGGAUCCAGUGCAUUUUGCAGUGAAAACAUUAAAUCUUUGAUGCACUGUUAAGUGUUAAUGCUACUGUGGCAAAUCUUUUUUUUUUUAUUUUGGGGUGGUUUUUUUUUUGUGUUUUUUUUGCAAAAUUCUUAGUAAUUUUCUCUCUGCAAUCAAAUUACAAUUUGUAUUAAAUUUGUAAAUUCAUUCAUUGCUGCAUAAUGCUCCAUCCAGUCAGGUGAAAGAAAUGUAUACGUUUGCCUUUUUUUGCAAUCUGGAGGUUGGUUCUUCAGAAACCGUGUUGAUACUUUUAAUAACGCUACAAAUAUUUAUUGUGCAUCUGUGAUGCGAUCAGCACUGUUUUUAAAGCACAAACUGUUGCAAGCUGAUUUCAGUUUGGUUUUUUAUCUGCGCUUUUGAUGGUAAAAGUCUCUGAUGGACAAAGCCUGGAAGGUUUCCAUCAAAGCUUCAGAAUUUUUAGGCAAUCUACUUUCUUUUUUUUUUUUUCUUUCCUAAUGACAAGUUAGUGGAGUAAUGAGACAAAAGUCUGUGUAACGUAUCUGAACCACAGAAGGUGUUCUAAAUACAGACAAAUUGCAGGAUUGUGCAUGCUUCUCCCACUCCGUAACUUGACAUACAGUGUGAUGUAAAAAGAUGCAUCUGAUGGUGAGCCGCUCUUCAGGAUGUGAAAGGAUGCGACCAAACAGCUAGCAGAUCCCAUGGAAAGUGAUGCUGUUCAAGACACGUGUAGUGACCUGGAGGGGAACUGAUGCACUCCUGUGCAAACUGACACCUGCCCUCGCUUGACAGUUUCGCUAUCAUGAUGUGAGGUCCUUGAAGGAGUCACACGCCUUGGAUAGUUUGUGCUUGUGUUUUAAUUUCUUCAGGUGAUUCUGAGCCGAUUAAUGUCCCUAGAAGGGAAUUUUUAAUUUGCCUUAGAUAUUCUUCCUGUGAGUUUGGAAUAUGUCUGCAGUUUUCUUACACUUUUUAAAAAUUAUAUUGGCUAAUUCUCCAUUGCUUUAUGAACUCAAUGUUAUGUCAUCAUGGUUUUUUAGUUAUUUAAUCAGUUUUGGAUGUCACAUGGGAAUAGCACUGUAUUUUGGGCUCUGUAACUUGCUGAUCAUAGGUACAGUCUAAAUUCUAAAAAUUGCCACUUCAUUGUGAUACCAUUGUUAUGACAGUCUUAAUAGAUUAGGAAUGAUACAAAAUACAAUGUUAGAAAACAGUACAUUCUCAAAUAAUUUCUGAAUAAUGUGUGAACAUUUCAAGUGAGAAUUAGAA